Paramecium pentaurelia is the source of this 1423-nucleotide messenger RNA. The record is from the annotation of a GenBank genome assembly. Lineage: Eukaryota; Ciliophora; Oligohymenophorea; Peniculida; Parameciidae.
AAUGAUCAAUUCACAAACUAAAAAGAAAUUGCUUAAACUCUUUAACAAAUUAGAAGAAUAUGAAAUACAUUCAGAAUCUAUGAGAUAAAUACUCUGUCAAUAAGAUGAAUUUGAACCUUAUUCUGUUUUCAAGAAAAUCUGCAAUUCUGGACAUAUUAGUUCAUAAGAGAUCUACUAAUUAUUAUAAUAGAAUGGAAUGAUAGUCUAAUUGGAAUAAGUGAAUCCAAUAAUCAAAUGGUAUUCAUAAAAAUGUGAUAAUCGACUUACUUAUGCUGAUUUCUUGUAGAUAGUACUUCCAGCUAAUAAUCUAGAAUUAAGAAACCUAGUAUCACAAAAACCUACAUUUGCAAAAGAUAUAUCUUAUGAAAUAGAAUAUGGUGUAUGCAGAAUAUUUUAUAAAGAAAUUCAAAUUGCAGAUGAAAUUCAAGCUUAUAAACAAGAUCUGGUUUAGUCUCCAGAUUUUGAUUAUCGUAUUACUUUCUAAACUAUUGAUUAAUUCAAUUCUGGAUUUAUACAAUUAGAUUUAUUAGAACAUUUUGUAGAUAGAGAUUGCAAUGCAUUAAUGAGAAGAUUAGAUUAAAAUAGAGAUAGUUAAAUUGAUUUAGAAGAUUUCAGAAUUGCUUUAGAACCUCAAUAUGGAAAUAUAUAUUCACAAAAAUCAUCAGCUUCUACUGUAACUUCAGUUAAAUAGAUAGAAGUCUAAAAUCAAUUUCCAAAUAGAAGAGCUAAAUAGAGUGUAGCUAAGCAUAUUGAUAGAAAUAAGAAGAUAGUAUAAUAAAAGAAAGUAUAAUGUUAUGAUAUGGAUUAUUUGGCAGAAGCAUUAAAGAUUAUUUCAGAAUUAGAAUAUGAAAAUGAAUUUAGAAAAGAAGAAUUAGGAUAUCUUUAAUAUGAUUUUCUUGAAUUAUUUUCAUUUUUUGAUUAAGAUAAAACUGGUAAGUUGGCACCUGGAGAUGUCAAAUCAGCUUUAGAAGAAUUAGAAAUAUAUCCUACCUAAUCAUAAUUAUAUUUGUGGAUGAAACGAUAUGAUAUUGAUAGAGAUGGUAAAUGGAAUGUAAGAGAAUUCUUAGCUGCAUUUAAACCAAUAAACUAUUAAAAAAUUAAUACUAGAUAAUUAGAUAAAGAAAUAUUAAAUGCAGUUAAGAAUGUUAUUAAAACUGAAAUUGAGAAUGAAGUUGCUAUUGAAUGUAUUAGAAAGAAAUUAUCACAAAGACCAAACUUUAAUUUGAAAUCCUUAUUUGCUGUGAUUACUUCUAAUCAAAUUAUAGUUGAAUAGGAAUUAAGGACCUUCCUUGAAAAUCAUGGAGUUUAUUUGGAUGAAAAAAAUAGGGAAUUAUUAAUGAGAAGAUUUGAUAGAAAUGAAUAAUAAUACAUUACUUAUAGUGAUUUCCUUAAUGAAAUGUAGCCAAAAUAACCUAAAAAUUGA